This is a messenger RNA of Aphanomyces astaci, 3213 nucleotides long. RefSeq lists its product as hypothetical. The transcript is spliced from 7 exons. Gene Ontology annotation, cellular component: cytoplasm. The coding region runs from base 1 to 3117 and encodes 1038 amino acids. Gene Ontology annotation, molecular function: protein binding. Lineage: Eukaryota; Oomycota; Saprolegniomycetes; Saprolegniales; Verrucalvaceae. The record is from RefSeq and is a predicted model, not a curated record.
AUGGGCGAUGCAAUCGCGUCAAGUGGCGAUGGCAUUGAUCGCGGCAGCAGCAGCCGACGUCGACGAGGCAUCGGAGUGCCGUCCAAAUGGGGCGUGUUUGGUCCUCUCAGCGAGAUGCAUGCCGGGGUAUUGAAGUCAUCUAUGCGACCAUCGUCUCGAACUACCCCAGCAUCGGGGGCCACCGCGUCGAGACGGACCACGACCACGAACCGAACCAUCAACUUACCUGCUCGGUCCUUCUCAUUUCGGCAGCGACGAGGGAAGUUGGACACGCGCGCGAUUGCACAAAUCGAUUUGAAUCGCGUCGUUCGAGAGACCGACAUCGACACGAUCCAGAACCAAUUGGAGAACUUGGCGUUUUCAGACAUCACACUGCAGGAUUUCAACCAGUACUCGGACGAGUACUUUUUGAAGCUGUUUCAAAUCGCCCAGUUGACGGUGGAGUACCUCCUCAACGUCCAAGAGUCCCUCGUCAUGCACACGGAGGAGCUGGAGUCGCAGUGCGAGCAAGUCCAGCACGACUGUGCGGCGCUGGCAGACGAAAACGAGUCAGUGGACGCCGAGCUGCGGCUGCUCAAGCAAGAGAUCAAGCAGAAACAGAACACGAUAUCCACGUAUGAGCUCAUGCUGCUGACCCGGCAGCAUCAGGCUCCUCCUGUCCCGCCGCCUUCGCAGGGCCACCUACCGCCAUCGACUUUGCCGCCUGUCGAGUGCAUCUUGUGCAACAAAAAGUUCCUGUCCACAGAGUACUUGAUCAAGCACCAGCGCCACAAACACGUGGGUGGUGCCACUCAGUCACAAGUGACCAGUCCGGCCCCUACUACUGUGGUCCAAGUCGUGGCUGCGGAGCCCUCCCCCCCACCACCUGUAGCAACGCCGCCAGCAACUCCCGACUUGACGGUGGUGAACGCCUUGAUCAGCGCCAACACAGCCAUCCUGACCCAGCAAAUCGAAGCCAUCCACGUCCAGCUAGCCCAUGACAAGUCGGAGCGCGCGACGGAGACGCAGCUGUGGACGCAGCAGCACCAGUCGUUUGAAAACAAGAUGAUGGAGCACAUGGCUCGCAUGCAGGAGGCGCUCAAGGACAUGCACGUUCAGGCCCAAGCCCAGCGAAACGAAUGGACGCACUUCACCCACGACGUUUUGCAGAAAGCAGCAGACAAGGUCGUGGUAGCUACUACUAGUAACGUUAGUCCUCAUAUUGGGGCGAUGGUCCACGACGGAGCAGACGACCAGUGGCGACACGAUAUGUUGCACCAGUUGAAAGCGCAGCACGACAUGGACAGCCAGCACCGACAGGACCAGCUCGACCAAGAGCGACAACGGUGGAAUGACCGUGAAGCCCAGCUCCUAGCGCAACUCAACGACCAGAAGAACCAGCAACUGCCGACGUUGACCCAGUUGGUCGCUCUGGAAGCCCACAAGUACGGCAUCGACUACGGCUUCGCAUCGGCGCCAACACGGGAUCACCACGUCACAUGUCUGUCGCAGAUCAUUCAAACCGAUCCAAAUGUGUGCGACUCGCAGCAGCAAACAGACGAAGUUGUACAAGGGCCAAGUCGAGCGGUCGCUCAAGAGCUUCUGCCGCCUCCCACAGUCAAAGUAGAAGAGUCACCGCCUUUGCCCCUGCCACCCCCUGCGACGCUGCCCGCUGCGGGUCGUCCUGUCGACGAGGAGAGGAGGCCAUUGAAGCCAGCAAAAGAGUUGGCACCGAUUGAAACGUCGCCCCUCCAGCCAACUCUAUCGCAGGGGGCUCCAACAACAGUACCGACACGACAGCAUCAAGAGGCGGCCGCCGCCACAACGGUGCAAAAGGUCGCGGCGGGGUUCCUCACUCGUAAACACCUCAGCACCCCCGAGAACUGGCUCCUUCGGCACGGCCACAUUGAGGUCCCCAUCACCCCCCACAUGACAGCCAACGACUUGCGCCGGGUUCUAGCUCAAAAACUCGGCGAUGUCGACCCCCAUCGCAUCAUUCUGCACCACCGACCGUCGGGCAGCGAACUCGUGGGUGACGUGCUGGUGUUUUACACCCACGGGUUGGUCGACGUUGAAGUCAUUCCUGACCAUCCGUUGCUUUUGGACAAGUUGGUCGACACGUUCAACGCCCGCACGUCGCAUAUUCAGACGUUGCGCAAGACAUUACCAAGAGAUGAUGGCUCGUCAUCUAUCUCAACAACGAUGAGAGAUGUGGGCGGGGGGGUGGUCCAGCUCCAAGCACUUGUCCGGGGGAUGCUAAGUCGUCGGCGGGUGACGGAGCUGCGCAUCGACCGCCUCGUGGACUUGCGAUUGAAGCAACUGCAUGACCAUUCUUCGACUGACGAGGAUGCCGUCGCUCACCAUUUGCGAUACAUUCCCCGACGGGAAUCGUCUGAGAUACAGGGGGAAGCGGUCCGAGUGCAAGCGCGGCUUGUGCAGGCCAUGGCCACGUUUCACCCGUCGUCGUCGUCGUCGCAGACAACCAUGUCGCAGGCAGCGUUUGACAUGGCCAUGCUAAAGAUAAACGAGGCGAGGAAGUUGCAGCCAGCGCCGGUUCAAGGUCGCAUGGCGAGCCUCUUGGACGCGAUCCACACAGCCGCGAUGGAGCAUUAUGACCCGGCGCAAGCCAAAGCGGAUGAAAUCGAGGCGGACGCGGCCGUGUCGAUUCAAGCUAUGGUGCGGAUGGGACUAGCUAAGAAACUUGUGGCGCAACUGGCCAAGACAGCAGCCCAGAAGAAGGAGGAGAAGAAUCACCAGCUUGACCCAUUCAUACAACUGGAUGCCAACCCAGUGGCCGCCGAAUCCAAGCAAGUUGGCCACGAACAAACAGAUAAUGUCGACCCCCAAAAGACAGGGGAAGGUGUCGCCUUGGACGAUGAAGUAGAUGCCAAAGAGGUCGAGGAAGAAGAGCAAGACGGGGCGAUCACGAUCGAUGACUUCAACAAGCUCGAGGACCGCCCCAUGUCGGCGCAGCUCACGGCCGCCCUGGCUCGCACACACUAUGAGGAGGAGAAGGCCAGCCUCCACGCGCUGCACGCGGUCGCGUCCUCGCGUCUCAUCUCUCCGCACUCCAAUACCCAGCUCAAGUCGAUGCAACGCCGCAGCAGCCGCGGCACCAUGCUGCACAACGCCCGCUAAUCCGUUGGUUCCAACACCAAUCAGUUGAACGAUCUAGUGGAAACUGCUCGUAUGAUGUUAUUACUCGGAAGCACUAGUAGUACUAGUACUACUAGU